Molecule: messenger RNA, 726 nt
Organism: Ceutorhynchus assimilis (cabbage seed weevil)
Lineage: Eukaryota; Metazoa; Arthropoda; Insecta; Coleoptera; Curculionidae
Source: the annotation of a GenBank genome assembly
CGACAUUAUAUGGAAGCUACCAGUACUCAAAAAAACCACAACAGCUGACUGCAUAAUGACAACAUCAAAACUAUCCAAAAUAGAAUUUCCUAAAAAUUGGGGCCCCUUUGACUUGCUGAAAAAUUGGAUAGACGACUACAAAAGUCAUACAAAUGAGGCCAGUGUAGGUUUCAAUUUGGCAACAGCUUCCAAACUUGGACAAGUUAAAAACCGCUUUAUAAUAAUGCAAGAAUUAUGUCAAGAUGGUAUUUUGUUCAACACAAAUCCAACCAGCCCAAAAGCAAUUCAUAUAAAAGAAAACCCCAAUGUGGCUGCAAGUUUCCUGUUUGUCAACAAGACUUUUUGCAAACAAGUGCGUAUUGAAGGAGAAGCUCAGAAACUACAAAUGACUCAGCAGCAAUAUGAAUGUUUGCCUUUUGUUGCUCAGAUGAGAUCUGCUCUGAUCACUGAGCAAAGUCAAGAGGUAGACUGGGACGAUUUGAAGUUCAGACAUGAUGGACUUGUGGAGGAAAUCGACAAAGGAAUUAUUAAAUUUGAUUCUGUACCUGAUAAUUUGGUUGUUUUCAAGAUUAUUCCAAAGAUGUUUGAUUUUUACUACAGUCAAACCAAUGAAAUUGCAGACAGGGUUUUAUUCAAAAGUCAAGAAGGAGACAAGUGGACUUGUAAUCAUAUAACUGCAUGAUUUGUAUGUAAUUUCGUCAUAAUAAAAUAGUGUUGUUAUCAGAG